Polyodon spathula (Mississippi paddlefish) is the source of this 1530-nucleotide messenger RNA. RefSeq names its product regulator of chromosome condensation-like. Bases 1 to 1230 code for a protein of 409 amino acids. Gene Ontology annotation, molecular function: guanyl-nucleotide exchange factor activity. The record is from RefSeq and is a predicted model, not a curated record. Lineage: Eukaryota; Metazoa; Chordata; Actinopteri; Acipenseriformes; Polyodontidae. Gene Ontology annotation, cellular component: cytoplasm. The transcript is spliced from 9 exons.
AUGCCUGUUUUGCACAGCGGUAUCGGCGGUGUGCUUCAGGUUGUUCCGCUCGCAGUUUCGCAUCCCUCUCACGGGACGGUCCCGGGGCUGGUGCUGGCGCUCGGGCAGGGAGACGUUGGUCAGCUGGGUUUGGGGGAGGACGUGAUGGAGAGGAAGAGAGCCUCUCUGGUGAUGCUGCCUGAGAAGAUCGUCCAGGUGGAGGCUGGGGGAAUGCACACCGUGUGUCUUGGCCAGAGUGGUGAAGUCUACACUUUCGGCUGCAAUGACGAAGGAGCGCUGGGGCGCGACACAUCAGAGGAGGGCUCGGAGAUGGUACCAGGGAAAGUGGAACUGGAGAAGAGGAUAGUCCAGGUUUCUGCUGGGGACAGCCACACUGCUGCACUGUCUGAAAACGGUGUGGUCUACAUCUGGGGAUCAUUCAGGGAUAAUAACGGUGUGAUUGGGCUCCUAGAGGCUUGGGCAAAGUGCACAGCCCCCAAGCAGCUGCAUACAACUGAACCCAUCCUCAGCAUAAAAUCAGGCAAUGACCACCUAGUGCUGCUGACUCUGGGAGGUGACCUCUAUACCCUCGGCUGUGGGGAGCAGGGGCAGCUGGGCAGAGUCCCGGAGCGUUUCACCAACCGGGGCGGAAGAGGAGGACUGGGACGCCUCUUGGACCCCCAGCCUGUACGGAUUAAAUCUGGUCGGAAAGUCAAGUUCCAGGAUAUCUUCUGCGGUGCCUACUUCACCUUCGGCCUCACCAAAGACGAUCGAGUGUUUUGCUUUGGACUCUCCAACUACCAUCAGCUAGGGACGCAAAUCGCCAGUUCAGUCUUCAUGCCACAGGUCACGGCUGCCUUCAAAAAUUCAACCGCGACCUGGACAGGGUUUUCUGGGGGACAGCAUCAUGCUCUGUGCCUGGAUUCAAGUGGCCAGGUGUACAGUCUGGGUCGUGCAGAAUAUGGGCGUUUGGGCUUGGGAGAAGGCGGGGUGGAGAAAUCUGAGCCCACUGCUGUUCCAGAACUGACCGGCGCAGAGACUGUAGCCUGUGGAGCAUCGGUUAGCUUUGCCGUCACCAGGAAUGGCCGUGUUUUUGCCUGGGGGAUGGGGACAAACCUGCAGCUGGGGACAGGGGAAGAGGAGGAUGAGUGGAGGCCGGUGGAAAUGACCGGCAAACAGCUGGAGAACCGCAGAGUGCUGUCCGUGUCCAGUGGAGGGCAGCAUACAGUCUUGCUGGUCAGAGACUGGUAACUCUGCAUACAGUGGCAUUUCGUAGCGACUUGGUUAAGAGAAUAUAAACAUUUGAUAGCUGUACAAUAGGGGUGUAUACGGGUAUGAUAGAGAUGCUUUACAUCAAGCUCAGGAGUCACACUUUGAGGUAUAGGUGCGUGUAACAAAGGCUUGAACUGCAACACGUUAGACUGCUUUCUGUCCAUGUAUGAGAAAAGAUGUUUCUCUAGCUUUUAAUGUUUCCAUUUGGAAGGAUAAUUGUUUAAAAUCUGUUUUACUGCCUUUUAACUCUUAUGGUUUGCUUGCAAUAAAAUGCGCCGG